This is a messenger RNA of Quercus robur (English oak), 1654 nucleotides long. RefSeq names its product AAA-ATPase At2g18193-like. The coding region runs from base 172 to 1476 and encodes 434 amino acids. NCBI's taxonomy places the organism in Eukaryota, Viridiplantae, Streptophyta, Magnoliopsida, Fagales, Fagaceae. Gene Ontology annotation, molecular function: ATP binding; ATP hydrolysis activity. The transcript is spliced from 3 exons. The record is from RefSeq and is a predicted model, not a curated record.
GUUGGGAUUUUCUUUAGGAUGGAUAUUUUAGUGCAACUACCAUGACUACCACAAAGAUUUGAAGUAUUCAGACCAACAAAGGGUUGAAGACUUGAAAUAUUAAAAAAGGAGAUCCUCUUAUAUAUAUGUUCUUACUUUCACUUGGUUUCUAGAGAGGGUUACCCUCAAACCAUGGUUUCUCUAAAAGCGAUGCUUAGAUCAUUGAUAACAUUUUUCUCAGCUGCUUUUUUGAUUCUAGGAAAUGAAUUCACACCUCCUGCACUCCGCUCUCUCUUCUGCAUCGUUGUACAUUAUUUCUUUACGCCUCAAUUCACUCUCAUCAUUGAAGAGAAUGCUGGUCCGAUGAACAAUCAAAUCUAUGAAGCUGCCACAGCCUACCUACGUACCAAGAUUAGUUAUUCAUCAAAAUCAAAACGUAUCAAAGUAAGCAAAACCAAUAGGCAAGAGAAACUAACCAUUGAUAUUGUAGUGGGUGAAGAGGUUAUUGAUCACUUUGAAAACAUUGAGCUCAAGUGGAUGUUAAAUGAAGAAAAAGUAGAGAAGAAAAAGGCUAAAGUGGAAGUUAAACCUCGUGUUUAUUUGACGCUUGCCUUUGAUAAGAGAUACGAAAAGGAUGUGCUAGAGACUUAUUUACCUUAUGUAAUAACUCGUUUUGAGGAAAUACAAAAAGAAGAAAAAGAAAAGAUGCGUAAGAUAAAGCUUUAUAGCCGUGAUUAUAACCGUUUUGGACCUGGUGUUGAAUGGGCUUCUAUUAAUCUAGAACAUCCAGCUACAUUUGAGAAGUUGGCAAUGGACCCAGAGCGGAAGAGGAGCCUCAUAGAUGAUCUUGACAGGUUUGUUAAAAGAAAGGAGUUGUAUAAGAAAGUUGGCAAGAUAUGGAAGCGAGGGUAUUUGCUUUAUGGCCCUCCGGGUACCGGUAAAUCAAGCUUGAUUGCUGCCAUAGCUAAUUACCUUAAGUUUAAUAUCUAUGAUUUGAAUCUUUCCGGCGGAAGGUACACAGAUGCAGACUUGAAAAAGGCAUUGCUUUCAACGUCUAAUCGUUCAAUACUGGUAAUUGAGGAUGUAGAUUGCGGGGCAGAGUCGGAAGAUCGAGAGAAAGAAAAUAACUCAGAUAUUACUAAGUUCACACUAUCGGGUUUAUUGAACAUCAUCGAUGGAUUAUUGUCAAGCUGUGGAGAUGAGCGAAUUAUUGUAUUCACGACCAAUCAUAAGGAGAAGCUUGAUCCAGCUUUGUUGCGCCCAGGCCGCAUGGACGUGCACGUGCACAUGUCGUAUUGCACCAUGGAUGGGUUCAAGGUGUUGGCUUCUAAUUAUCUUAAUAUCGAAGGUGACCACCAACUCUAUAGAGAGAUUGAAGGAUUGUUGAAGAAUGUAGAGGUUACCCCAGCUGAAAUUGCAGAGGAACUUUUGAAGAAAGAUGAUCCUGAUGUUUCUCUUAGUCUUAGAGGAAUUGUCAAGUUUCUCAAGGAAAAAUGAUUUGAGAAUGCUAUAAGCAUGUGAUGGGUUUGUGGAUAUCAUGUAUAGGUGGGUAUGGCUAUGUAUGAAUUACUAUGCUUCUCUUUAUACAUAUGUUGUUAAUCGCUCUCUGUUAGCUACUAUUGUAAGUUUGUAACCCGUGACUCUAUGUAGUCUCUUUUCAUUUGCUAAUAAAUUG